GAACUUCAAAUCCAUCAUCAUCAACUCAUUCAUCAUGAUGCCAGACAGCCGUACAGCUUCUCCACUCAUCUCGCUUUCUCCUCCUCCUACGCCCAGCUCUCAACAUCAAAAGAAUACUCUUAGGAAUCGUGUCUCGUUCACCACAUCUGGCGAAACUGAAUCAUCUUUUGGCUUCCAGUUCCCUGCAUUUCCAGCCUCGAGCCCUCUACAGUCUCCCUCGGCAUUUUCUGAACCUGAUGAAGAACAAAAAACGAAGAGAGGUAGAUCGAGUAGCUUAUUGAGUGUGCAUGAAGUUCAAGACAACUACGAUGAUCAACUUGACCAAGGUGUUGGUCCUAACUUGAACGCAGAUUGGGUUGAAUAUAAGGGUGCCUGGGUCAUUCAUAUAGUUUUAAUCUUCUUCGGGAAGAUACUCGUUGACAUCAUCCCUGGUAUCACUCAAGACGUGAGCUGGACAACUGUUAAUAUCGCCUAUGACGUUGUCACUUAUAUCAUGUUCCAUUACGUAACUGGAACGCCUUUUGAGUCUUCUGGUGGAGUGUACGAUCGAUUGACGAUGUGGGAACAGAUUGAUACUGGCGCCCAUUAUACACCAACCAAAAAGUGGCUUACUAUCUUGCCCGCUGCCUUAUUCCUCUUGUGUACUCAUUACACUAGAUUGGAUCUCUAUCCCUCUCUAUUCGCCUUGAAUUUCGCAUCUACACUAUGCCUUGGCUUAUUACCUAAGCUACCCGUCUUUCAUCGUUUAAGGUUUAGGUUCCUUGAAGGUGUCUUUGGUUGGAGUAAUACCAUUGGUGAAGAAAGAAGUGGACCACCUACUCCUAUUGAAGAACAAAUGAAAAGAGUUGGAGAUCCAGAUUUUGGUGCCGAUCGACGUUCAAUAGUAGGUAGUCCAAGACUUGAUGGUGGUUUUGUUCGUCAUGAAUCACCUACACUUUCAAAACGUGUUCAUCUUAAAAAAUGAGAAAUCAAUCUGUUGAUCUUUCAAGAUUUCAGGAAAGUUGUUUUUUGAUUUCAUUUUUUUCUUCUUUUUUGUGAUUUCGUCCUUGUUUUCCUUCACAGAUUCAGUUUUACUCUAGUUAGAUUCCUCGAUUUUUUUUACAAUUGAGACUUGUGGCCUUAAAUAAAUCUUUUUAUCUGAAAUUGUAAUCAUAGUCAAAGUUCAAUAAUCAGUCAUCUUUAACAAUGCUGUGAUGUAUUUCGUUUUUUCUUAAGAAUCUUAAUCUUAUAACUUCAACCCU
Molecule: messenger RNA, 1241 nt
Organism: Melampsora larici-populina 98AG31
Lineage: Eukaryota; Fungi; Basidiomycota; Pucciniomycetes; Pucciniales; Melampsoraceae
Exons: 4
Coding region: 35-964 (309 amino acids)
Biological process (GO): intracellular sphingolipid homeostasis; negative regulation of ceramide biosynthetic process; ceramide metabolic process
Cellular component (GO): endoplasmic reticulum membrane
Source: RefSeq, a predicted model, not a curated record